Messenger RNA from Zasmidium cellare ATCC 36951, 615 nucleotides. RefSeq lists its product as uncharacterized. NCBI's taxonomy places the organism in Eukaryota, Fungi, Ascomycota, Dothideomycetes, Mycosphaerellales, Mycosphaerellaceae. Bases 1 to 615 code for a protein of 204 amino acids. The transcript has a single exon. The record is from RefSeq and is a predicted model, not a curated record.
AUGCCGCUCUCAGCCCAAGUCUCGGAACGCCUGAUCUAUGGCUUUUCUGGGAGUUUCGGUAGCCUAGGCCUCCUAGCCAUCCUUCUCAGUAUCAUCUACUGCAUCCGGCGGAGGAGGAAUCCACGACCAGAUCGUGCCAUGCCCAUCGACGAACGUGCCCUGGACGGAUGGAAGGAGUGCUUCAGGUUAUGCGGCAACAGUCUGGCAAACCUGGUGAAGGCUCCUUACAACUUCGUGAUCCAGAGGAGGCAGCGUGGCUCCAGUCAAAACGUCAGACACAAUCAGGACAACGAAGCUGCUGUGGCCGUGGACGGCAACUCAUCGGACAACAUACAAAUGGAAAACGUGCAUGGCAGGCCAAAAAGCAAUGACUCCAUCAGACCAGCUCCAACAAACGACGACGGCCAGAUCCAAAGCGAGCAGCAAGACAACAACUUCAAGACCAACCGAAGCGUCUGGAGCAGACUCCCACGCUGGAACCGCAACAAGAACACCCCCGACCCCGAACCAAACACCCAACUCAUGGAAAGCCCAAACUAUGACGACAUCGAGCCUGCCCCUUUCCGCCAACCACGUGGUGAGCGUCUGCUGGGAACUUCUACCCACAUGGGCUAG